Messenger RNA from Tigriopus californicus, 1847 nucleotides. Its product is annotated as dual specificity protein phosphatase MPK-4-like. Gene Ontology annotation, molecular function: protein tyrosine/serine/threonine phosphatase activity. The transcript has a single exon. Gene Ontology annotation, cellular component: nucleus. The coding region runs from base 278 to 1252 and encodes 324 amino acids. The record is from RefSeq and is a predicted model, not a curated record. NCBI's taxonomy places the organism in Eukaryota, Metazoa, Arthropoda, Copepoda, Harpacticoida, Harpacticidae. Gene Ontology annotation, biological process: protein dephosphorylation.
UCAGCCACUUCAAUGUUCAUUGAACACCAUGAGAGGAAUGUGGUGCGUUGCUCGCGUUCCUUGCUUUGCUCGGCAGAACUCCUUCACAGUCGGAAGUGAAGGAUCUUGGAGUUCGUAAGGCUCAUUCCUCCUGAAAGUGGAAUGGUUCCACCACCAGGCAAACAGUCGGAACCAGGCGGGAAAGCGUGCUACAGUCGUUCUCGAAACAACAAUAAGACCAGGCCAUGCCUCUUCUAUGAGGACACGCCAGAUUCCCUUGGAUCAGAUGUGAAGCAACAUGUGCGAUGCCCAUCCCGUUGAUCAGAUCGCCGAGAAUCUGUUCUUGGGGGACAAGAAGGCCGCCACGGAUUUGGAACUCAUUGGACGACUGAAAUUGACGCACAUUGUCACGGCUGAGCUGAUUCCAUUGCCACACUCCGUCUCAUCCACCUUUCCGCAUUUAGCUAUCCUCCACGUGGCUUUUCCGGAUGUGCCAGAGGCGGAUCUUUUGACGCAUUUGGAACAAACCACCCAUUUCAUUCGUGAAGGGGUGGAAUACGGGGCGGUUUUGGUCCAUUGCUAUCACGGAGUCUCGAGGAGUGCUGCCAUAGUAGCUGCCUUUCUUAUGCGAACCCGCCAUUGGACGUUGGACAAGGCUUUAGCUUUGAUUCGCCGAGCUCGACCCGCCAUUGGACCCAAUGACGGGUUUCUACGGCAAUUGGCGCUCUACAAACGGAUGCAAUGCCGUUUGGAUGUCCAUGACAAGGCCUACAAGUUGUACAAGCUCCAAUGUGUCUCUAACCAGGUGAAAACGACCAAGAUUCUACCUCAUGAAUUCUAUCAGCCCUCGGGUGUGGUUGAAACUGCCCAUGGGCCCUCCUCCACCACUGCCACUUCAGGUAGCCCCAUGACUUAUCACACCCGAUUCAAGUGCAAGAAGUGUCGACAGACUUUGGGAUCUCAAAUCAACGUAUUGCCGCACGAAAGAGGACAAACCUUGGAUUGGAACACCCUUGGCCUUCAAGAUGAGAGCGAGUUGCGAGAGUGUCAGCAAGGAGUCUUCUUUGAGCCUUUGAUGUGGAUGGGCAAGAUAUUUUCCACCACGCUCUCGGAAAAACUGCAUUGCAACAAGUGCCUUUACAAAUUGGGCUCUUAUUCCUGGGUGGGGACAGUUCAAUGUGCCUGUGGGGGUGGAACCACGCCCGGUUUCCUCCUCAACCUCAACCGAGUUGAUCGGUGCACCAUGUUGAAAGUGGUUGAAGCCGAUCUUUGAAUUGUGAUCGAAUCCUCCCCCUCCCUCGCUAUUUGGCAAUUCCAGCUCGUUAUGUUUUGGUUCACGAACCUUUCACACCCUCCCCUAUUGGAUGUAUUUGUGAUGGCCCUAAUAGUGAGUCAAGGUGUGGGGGCUUUGACCUUUAUAAUUGGAUAACUGGCUAAGGACUUGGUAAUCUAAUGAGUUGAGACCAAGAAUGAUGAAGGGAGCUUGUUGAAGAGACGUACGCAUAACAGCGCACCUUAUUUCCAUCAACAACACUAUAAUUGGCCCUCUAGUUGAAAAGCAAGGCGGGCUUUGCUCUUUCCCAUUGGAUUCACUCGACUCUCUUUCUUGAUUGGGUUCAUGGAAACUGAUCAUCAUUUGUCGUGUGCAGUGUGUAUGCCUCACUAAUGGACCUUUACGGAGACCGACCACGAUGCCAGAUGAUGAUGAUGAGCCCUUGGCAUCGAGAUUAUUUUGGUAAUCCUCAAACAUCCAAAGCCCGCGUAUUAUUAUUGGUAUAUCAUUAGGACCAAAAAAUGUCUAGCCCCCAGAGAAGAACAAGAUCCGGACCCAAUCUGGGAACAAUGAAUAAAAAGACCUUUAUUGUCAA